UCAGCCAAUGGGACCCGGGCGGGAGAUUUGAAAGGACCUCGGCGGGGGUGAGGGGGUGCGGCCGGACAGAUUCAGUUGUUGCCAGCGGCCAAGGCACCACGGGUUUCUUUCGGGAUUCUUGCUCCGGGAGAGGCCAGGUGAUCCGGCAGUUCCCUCCCCCUUUCCCUCUACGGAUGGCCCAGAAGGAGAACGCCUACCCCUGGCCCUAUGGCCGGCAGACGUCUCAGCCUGGCCUGAACACCCUGCCCCAGAGAGUUCUCCGGAAGGAGCCUGUCACCCCAUUGGCACUUGUCCUCAUGAGUCGCUCCAAUGCCCAACCCACAGCUGCCCCUGGCCAGAAGGUGGUGGAGAACAGCAGUGGGAACCCCAACAUCCCAAAGCGUUCCUUCACAAUCGAUGACUUUGAGAUUGGGCGUCCUCUGGGCAAAGGCAAGUUUGGAAAUGUGUACUUGGCUCGGGAGAAGAAAAGCCAUUUCAUCGUGGCGCUCAAAGUCCUCUUCAAGUCUCAGAUCGAGAAGGAGGGUGUGGAGCACCAGCUGCGUAGAGAGAUCGAAAUCCAAGCGCAUCUGCAACAUCCCAACAUCUUGCGUCUCUACAACUAUUUCUAUGACCGGCGAAGGAUCUACUUGAUUCUGGAGUAUGCCCCCCGGGGGGAGCUCUACAAGGAGCUGCAGAAGAGCCGAACUUUUGAUGAGCAGCGAACAGCCACGAUCAUGGAGGAGCUGGCAGAUGCUCUGACAUACUGCCAUGCGAAGAAGGUGAUUCACAGAGACAUCAAGCCAGAGAAUCUGCUCUUGGGGCUCCGGGGAGAGCUGAAGAUUGCUGACUUCGGCUGGUCGGUGCACGCCCCCUCCCUGAGGAGGAAGACAAUGUGCGGCACUCUGGACUACCUGCCCCCAGAGAUGAUUGAGGGGCGCACGCACAAUGAGAAGGUGGACCUGUGGUGCAUCGGUGUGCUCUGCUACGAGCUGCUGGUGGGAAACCCGCCCUUCGAGAGUGCUUCCCACAAUGAGACGUACCGGCGCAUCGUCAAGGUGGACCUCAAGUUCCCUCCUUCUGUGCCCUUGGGAGCCCAGGACCUCAUCUCCAAGCUGCUCAAGCAUAACCCCUCAGAACGCCUGCCGCUGGCCCAGGUCUCGGCCCACCCUUGGGUCCGAACCCACUCUCGCAGGGUGCUGCCUCCCUCUGCCCCUCAGUCUGUCCCCUGAAAUGUCCCUGUCCUUUUCUCAGUUGUGUCUGUGUCUGUAUAUGUGUAGUUAGGAGGAGGGGGUCCCUAGUCUGUUUCUGCAUCUGUCUUUUACCUCGUCUUUAUUUAAUAAAGGCUGAAGCUUUUUUUA
Messenger RNA from Bubalus bubalis (water buffalo), 1337 nucleotides. It is a transcript of the gene AURKB, whose product is annotated as aurora kinase B. Gene Ontology annotation, cellular component: spindle microtubule; spindle pole centrosome; chromosome passenger complex. Bases 174 to 1208 code for a protein of 344 amino acids. The record is from RefSeq and is a predicted model, not a curated record. Gene Ontology annotation, biological process: regulation of cytokinesis; mitotic spindle organization; protein phosphorylation. Gene Ontology annotation, molecular function: protein kinase activity; ATP binding. The transcript is spliced from 9 exons. NCBI's taxonomy places the organism in Eukaryota, Metazoa, Chordata, Mammalia, Artiodactyla, Bovidae.